CUUCCCUCUUCUCUCUCCCCUCACCUCUCUCCUCCCUUCCCUCGCCUCGCUCCUCUCUGUCCCGAUCGAGCAGCAGCGGCCGAGCCCUGACCGAGCCGCCCUCCCCCGACCCUCCUGCACCGACCGCGCCUCGCAGCUCGGCGCCCAGGCGGACCGACGCCGGCCACCCAUUCCGCAUUCCACCGAAACCUCCCCGACCUUGUCGGGUGCGCUGCUCCUGCCACCGUGCCUCGCUGCCGUCCCAAGCGGCGGCGGCCAGGAACCGGACAAGGAGAUGACGUCUGCGGCUAUCGCUGGUGGCGUCAAGGAGUGCGCUUCCUGCGGCUGCCGGGAAGACGACGAAGGCUAUGCCGUGGGGUACGACGACGACGAGGUGUUCAACCACGCGUCGUUCUCGCGGCUCCUGCGGAAGGCGUCACUCGGGGAGGCUAGAGAGUAUUCCAUGAUGUCCUAUCUCUGCAACAUCACCUACAUGAUUCCCAGAAUUCAGCCAAAAUGUCUUCGGAGAUACAAUCUGCAGUUCGUGACGUCGUCAGUGCAAGACAAGGCCGGAGCUAGCCCUGACCAGAAGCAGGAGCGUAGCACCAAGAAAGACAAAUCUGGCGAUCAAUAAUCCGAAGCUGUCGGCGAUGUAGUGCCACGAAAGGGUGUUUGCAAAUAUGUGCAAAACGUAAUAACAUGUGUAGGUUUUGUGAAUGAUUUUGUUGUGGUGCUUGUUGAUGGUUUAUGUGAUGUG
Molecule: messenger RNA, 736 nt
Organism: Zea mays
Lineage: Eukaryota; Viridiplantae; Streptophyta; Magnoliopsida; Poales; Poaceae
Product: phospholipase A1 PLIP1, chloroplastic
Exons: 2
Coding region: 275-613 (112 amino acids)
Molecular function (GO): glycerophospholipid phospholipase A1 activity
Source: RefSeq, a predicted model, not a curated record